Messenger RNA from Carassius carassius (crucian carp), 516 nucleotides. Its product is annotated as homeobox protein six1b-like. NCBI's taxonomy places the organism in Eukaryota, Metazoa, Chordata, Actinopteri, Cypriniformes, Cyprinidae. Gene Ontology annotation, cellular component: nucleus; transcription regulator complex. Bases 1 to 516 code for a protein of 171 amino acids. The transcript is spliced from 2 exons. Gene Ontology annotation, molecular function: DNA-binding transcription factor activity, RNA polymerase II-specific; RNA polymerase II cis-regulatory region sequence-specific DNA binding. The record is from RefSeq and is a predicted model, not a curated record. Gene Ontology annotation, biological process: regulation of transcription by RNA polymerase II.
AUGGGGAACGGCAAAACAGUCAGUGAAGAUGAAGAACGUCUCGGGCGCUUUUUGUGGUCCUUACCUGCUUGUGAGCACCUCCACAAAAACGAGAGCGUAUUGAAAGCGAAAGCCGUGGUAGCUUUUCACCGGGGCAACUUCAGGGAGCUCUACAAAGUAUUAGAGAGCCACCAGUUUUCUCCGCACAACCACCCCAAACUGCAGCAGCUCUGGCUGAAAGCUCACUAUAUCGAAGCAGAGAAAUUGCGCGGUCGUCCUCUGGGCGCUGUGGGAAAAUACCGCGUGCGCAGAAAGUUCCCGCUGCCUCGCUCCAUCUGGGAUGGAGAGGAAACCAGCUACUGUUUUAAGGAGAAGAGCCGGUGUGUGCUUAAAGAGUGGUACACUCACAACCCGUACCCUUCCCCGAGAGAGAAAAGAGAACUGGCCGAGGCCACGGGCCUCACCACGACCCAGGUCAGCAACUGGUUCAAGAACAGGAGGCAGAGGGACCGUGCAGCAGAAGUAAAGGAAAUGUAG